AUGGCGCCCACAGCCACUCACGAGGAGAAGCAAUACCUCGAUCUCAUUCGCGAGAUCUUGGAAGAGGGCGAGCGACGGCCAGAUCGCACAGGCACCGGCACGAUAUCUAUUUUCGGAGCCCGUCUCAAGUUCAAACUCAACGACAACGGCCGCCCCGUUCUGCCCCUCCUCACGACGAAACGAGUCUUCCACCGUGCCAUCAUCCUCGAGCUCCUCUGGUUCAUCCAGGGCAACACAUCGUCGCUCGCGCUCAGCGAGCAGGGCGUCAAGAUCUGGGACGGCAACGGGUCGCGCGAGUUCCUCGACAAGCUCGGCCUGACCCAUCGCGAGGUGGGUGACCUGGGCCCCGUCUACGGGUUCCAGUGGCGGCACUUUGGGGCCGAGUACGUCGACUCCAAGACCGACUACACCGGCCAGGGCGUCGACCAGCUCGCCGAGCUCAUCCACAAACUCCGCACGAACCCUUACGACCGCCGGAUGAUCCUGUCGGCGUGGAACCCUAAGGACAUGCCCAACAUGGUGCUGCCCCCCUGCCACAUGUUUGCCCAGUUCUACGUCUCGUACCCCUCAUCAGCAUCGACGAACGGGGCUGCUGCGAAUGGAGGCGAUGCGGAGGUCAAGCCCAGGGGCCACCUGCACUGCCAGCUGUACCAGCGGUCCUGCGAUAUGGGCCUGGGCGUCCCGUUCAACAUCGCCAGCUACGCGCUGCUGACGCACAUGCUCGCACACGUCUGCGACAUGGUGCCGGGCAGUCUCACCCACGUCAUGGGCGACGCGCACGUCUACCUGGACCACGUCGACGCGCUCAGGGAGCAGCUGGAGCGAGAACCCCGGCCGUUCCCUGAGCUGGAGAUCAAGCGCGAGAAGGGGGGCGAGAUUGACGGGUGGAAAUUGGAGGAUUUCGAGAUUAAAGGAUACGAGCCGCACAAGUCAAUUCAGAUGAAAAUGUCUGUCUAG
Molecule: messenger RNA, 957 nt
Organism: Clonostachys rhizophaga
Lineage: Eukaryota; Fungi; Ascomycota; Sordariomycetes; Hypocreales; Bionectriaceae
Source: the annotation of a GenBank genome assembly